AAACGUGUUUUCAAAAAAUGAUUUUUCACUCGUGGUUUUUUGAAUUUCAAUAAAUAACUAAUUUCUCUUUUAUUAUCGUUUUACAUGUUAGAAAUAUGGGUGAAGAAUUCGAUGAUAAAAAAAAGGAACACCGGAAGCCUCAUUCUGGACGAAAAGCUGAAAAAAAAGAUAAUGUUAAGAAAAAAUAUGAUCAAAAUGUCGAGUCUGCUAAAAAACGAAACCCAAAAGCAUUUGCUAUCAAUUCAGUGGUUAGUGCUCAAAGGAGAUUUAGAAGAACUCAAGACUUAGAUACUAAAAAACAACAUAUACCUUUAGUUGAUCGGACUCCUUUGGAACCACCACCAAUUGUAGUAGUUGUAGUUGGUCCUCCUAAAGUGGGCAAAACAACAUUAAUUAAUUGUGUAAUUAAAAAUUUUACAAGACAACCUUUAACUGCCAUUAGUGGUCCUGUUACCAUUGUGUCUGGUAAAAGAAGACGAAUCACAAUAAUUGAAUGUAAUAAUGAUAUCAACAGUAUGAUAGAUUUAGCUAAAGUAGCAGAUCUUGUACUACUUAUGAUUGAUGCUUCCUUUGGAUUUGAAAUGGAAAUUUUUGAAUUUCUAAAUAUAUGCCAAGUUCAUGGAAUGCCUAAAAUAAUGGGUGUUUUGUCUCAUUUAGAUAUGCUUAAAAAUAAUAAAGCUUUGAAACGUACCAAAAAGUUAUUAAAACAUAGAUUUUGGACUGAAGUGUAUGCUGGAGCAAAGUUAUUUUAUUUAUCUGGUAUACAUCGUGGGGAGUAUUUACGCAAUGAAGUAAAAAAUUUAGGAAGAUUUAUAUCUGUUAUGAAAUUUAGACCACUUACCUGGCAAACUUCCCAUUCUUAUGUUCUUGUUGAUCGUAUGGAGGAUCUUACGCCACCUGAGGCUAUUCGUCAAGAUGAAAAAUGUGAUAGACGAGUUAGUUUAUAUGGUUUUGUACGAGGCAUUCCAUUGAAUAAAAAAAGUAGUGUACAUAUUCCAGGAUGUGGAGAUUCUGCAAUAUAUGAUAUGUGCUUUUUACCUGAUCCUUGUCCUAUUCCUGAUAAAACAAAAAAAAGAAGCCUAGUUGAUAAAGAGCGUCUAGUUUAUGCACCUUUUUCUGGAGUUGGUGGCAUUGUUUAUGAUAAAGAUGCUGUUUAUGUUGAACUAGGUGGAAGCCAUUCACACAGUAAAAUAAUGAAUAAUGCUGGAGAAGAAGCACCCGGUCGAGAACUAGUAAAUAAUAUUGUCGAGACACAAGAAACAUUAGACCAAAAAAUGGCUCGAAGUGAAGUUCAAUUAUUUUCAAAUACCAAACCUAUAAUUUCAACUGAUUUUAGAGAAGAUGCUGAUAUGGUUGAAGACAAUAACAUGUCAGUUGAAAAUGUUGAAGAUCCCAUUGAUGGUCAUAUACGUCGAAAAGUGAUCUUCCGUUCAGAUGAUAUGAAAUUCUCUGAUCUUGAUGAUGAUUCUUAUUCUGAAGAUUUAAAUGAUGAUAAUGUUAUAACUGACAAAGAAGAUGAUAAUGCUGAUGAAAAUAACAGUAGUUCUGAUUCUGUAUGGACUGAUAGUGAAGAAGAAAUUGGAAAUAAAACUAAUUUAGGAGAUCAGUCCCGUUUUUAUGGAAGAUCAUUUGGAAAAGAGAAUGAAAUUCAUAAAAAAAUUGCUGAUGAGUUAGCCAAACUGGACAAGAUAAACAUGGAAUCUAAUUUUAAAAAAUGGAGUAAUGAAGAUGAAGAAAUAUCUAAUGAUGAAGUAGAGUAUGAUGAAGAUUCUGAUGAUUCAGAUGAUAGCCAUGAGAAUUUUGAUGAUGAAGAAAGUCAAGAUGAUGUUGAUGUAUAUAGUGAUAAUGAUAUUGAUGAUUCUAAUGAAAAAGAAAAAGGUGUUUUAUGCAAUGAUAUUAAAAUAGACAAGUCAAUAGAAGAUAUUAACAAAGACACAGCAUUAAAUUGGAAAAAAAAUUUAGCUCAAAAAGCCACCAAUGCUUAUUAUGAGCGACAGAAUUCAAUGGCUAAUCUAUGGAAAUUAGUUUAUGAAGACGAGAUUAAACAGAAAAAAAAUGAUAUAAAAGAAGAUGAAGAUGAGUUAGGUGGCUUGUUUCGUUUAUCUAAUAUCAAGAAUAUGAAAAAACAAAGUCAAAAAGAAGAUAUGGAUAAAGAAGAUACCUCUAAAUUUAUUAUAGAUCAUUAUCAUGAUUGGAAUUUAGCAGAGGUUUGUGAUAGUAUCAGAGAUAUGUUUGUUACCGGAAAAUGGAAGCAUAGUGAAGAUGCUGCAGCUCUCCUAGAAGAGAAUGAUAAUGAUGAAUUAUAUGGUGAUUUUGAAGAUUUAGAAACUGGAGAAAUAGUGGUAAAUGAUGAUUAUAAUAGUGACGACAGUAAUAUCCAAAAGCCUAACAAACCAUUAACUGAAGAAGAGUUGAAAGAAAAAAAGAAAAAAUUAAAACAGCAAUUUGAUGAAGAUUAUGAUGAUAAAGAGGGAGGACCAAACACUUAUUAUGAAGAGUUGAAAGAAGAAGCUUCAAGGCAAGCACAACUAAAUAAAAGUCAAUUUGAAGGAAUGGAUGAUGAAAUUCGUGUUCUAUUAGAAGGUUUUAGAGCAGGGAUGUAUGUACGACUUGAGUUGGACUCAAUGCCUUGUGAAUUGGUUAGCAAUUUCGAUCCAACUUAUCCUUUAAUUGUUGGAGGAUUACAGAGUGGUGAAGAAAAUAUAGGAUACUUAAAAUUGCGAAUAAAAAAACAUAGAUGGUAUAAUAAAAUAUUAAAAAACCGAGAUCCUUUAAUUAUUUCAAUGGGUUGGAGGAGAUUCCAAACAUUACCAAUAUAUUCUAAACAAGAGGAUAAUAUGAGAUAUAGAAUGUUAAAAUAUACACCUGAACAUGUAAUGUGCAUGGCACAUAUUUGGGGACCUAUAACUAAACCAGGAACAGGAUUUCUAGCUGUUCAAGAUGUAGCUUCAAUACAAUCUGGUUUUAGAAUAACAGCUACUGGAACAGUUGUCGACUCUGAUCAAUCUACCCAGGUUACUAAAAAGUUAAAAUUGACUGGAACACCUUUAAAAAUUUAUAAACGUACUGCUUUUGUAAAAGAUAUGUUCAAUUCUACCUUGGAAGUGACUAAAUUUGAAGGGGCUCGUAUAAAAACUGUGUCUGGUAUUCGUGGACAAAUAAAAAAAGCAUGUCUUAAACCAGAAGGUUCAUUUAGGGCAACUUUUGAAGAUAAAAUAAAAAUAAGCGACAUUAUAUUUUGUCGCACAUGGUAUAAUGUUGAAGUACCAAAAUUAUAUAAUCCAGUUACUUCAUUAUUACUACCUCUGCAUGAUAAAAAUUCAUGGCGUGGAAUGAAAACUACUGGACAAUUAAAAAGAGAACAAGGCAUCAAAGGACUUCCACAAGAAGAUUCCAUGUAUACUCCUAUUCAUAGAACUAUGAAAUACUUCAAGCCAUUAAAAAUUUCUAAGAAUUUACAAGCUCAGCUACCUUAUAAAGAUAAGCCAAAGACAUUAGUAACAGCAAAGAGAGAUCUUAAAAAGCAGAGAGUGGCUGUUGUAAGAGAUGGCCAUGAGGAACAAGUUGCUUCUCUAAUGAAAAUGAUACGUACUACGUACAAAGAGAAGAAACGUAAGGAAAGGAAAGAUAUGAGAAUAAGAGUUAGACAGCACAAGAAAGAUAUUCAAACAGAAGUUAGAGCCAAAUAUAAAAGAGAUCAACAGAAGAAAAAAGCUAUUAUGAGAAAACGAAGUAAAAUGUCAUCUAAUAAAUAGUUUUAUUUGAAACUAUUAUACUAAUUAAUGAUUUUACUUUAAAUAAAUUACUACAUUUAUGAAAAUAAUGUAGGUGCUAUGUAUAA
Messenger RNA from Daktulosphaira vitifoliae (grape phylloxera), 3841 nucleotides. Its product is annotated as ribosome biogenesis protein BMS1 homolog. Gene Ontology annotation, cellular component: 90S preribosome; nucleus. NCBI's taxonomy places the organism in Eukaryota, Metazoa, Arthropoda, Insecta, Hemiptera, Phylloxeridae. The coding region runs from base 96 to 3755 and encodes 1219 amino acids. Gene Ontology annotation, molecular function: GTPase activity; U3 snoRNA binding; GTP binding. The record is from RefSeq and is a predicted model, not a curated record. Gene Ontology annotation, biological process: endonucleolytic cleavage of tricistronic rRNA transcript (SSU-rRNA, 5.8S rRNA, LSU-rRNA); maturation of SSU-rRNA from tricistronic rRNA transcript (SSU-rRNA, 5.8S rRNA, LSU-rRNA); ribosome biogenesis. The transcript has 15 exons.